Messenger RNA from Haplochromis burtoni (Burton's mouthbrooder), 7361 nucleotides. RefSeq names its product tumor necrosis factor, alpha-induced protein 3 (gene tnfaip3). The record is from RefSeq and is a predicted model, not a curated record. Gene Ontology annotation, molecular function: zinc ion binding; K63-linked polyubiquitin modification-dependent protein binding; cysteine-type deubiquitinase activity. Gene Ontology annotation, biological process: positive regulation of Wnt signaling pathway; protein K29-linked deubiquitination; protein K33-linked deubiquitination. The transcript has 10 exons. Bases 2203 to 4659 code for a protein of 818 amino acids. Gene Ontology annotation, cellular component: cytoplasm; nucleus. Lineage: Eukaryota; Metazoa; Chordata; Actinopteri; Cichliformes; Cichlidae.
AGCACGGACUUGCUGCCAGCUAAGAUCAAAAAGUGGAUGCCACAUUUUAAAGUAAAGGUUACUAUCAAAGUCUCAGUGAGUCAGAUUUCUACUUCAUGUUAGCAACUGUUGCUUCCUUUAGAGCAUCAACAAAAUCCCCUAAUAUGCAAGGUUUCAAUAGACUGCCAAGGAAUAUAAUGCACACUAGCAAUAUUUAUUUGAAUUUGAUCAUUUUUAUGUUUUUUUAAUUUGAAGAAAGGGUGAAAUCUUUGCAGACCCCUCUGUCUGCAUGUUCAUGGGUUUUCAAAAGCUGUUCAACGUUGGUGUUUCAAGAUGGCAACAUUGUAGGAUGUAUUCAAGACCUUUACCUCUGCAAAAAAGUCCUGCAUUGAUGAAGUUGCUCAAUUAAAAGUAAGUAGCCAUCAUGUCUGUAGAGGCUAAAAGUGUCAAGCUGACAUCUACUUUUUUAGUAAGUUAUUGUUGCUGAUGCAUUUAUUUGUAAGUAAUAGUUUACUGUUGCAGCCAAUCCAGUUAGAGCUUACUGCACUGCAUACUGCCAGUACUUUCAUCUCAAUUUUUUUUAUCAAUGCAACAUAUUUGUGUCCUUGGAUUUUUUGAAAAGCAUUGUACAUAUCUAAAUUAUUAUUAUAUUUAUUACUUUAAUUGUUUUAAAAGGCCUCUUGUGUGUUAAUUAUUUAAAGCAAACAUUGACAAAUAAAUGAGGUGAAGAAAAAAGUCCAAAAUAAAUGACAUGGAAACGUACUGUGCAAUAAUCUUGAGUCACCCUGAAUUUUUAUUUUUUGCUUCCAGGGAAAGGCUAAACUUGUGUGUAAUGUUUUAAAAGUGGUCUUAAGCAAUAACUCUCCAGACUUUCUGCAGAUCUUUCCAAAGGUUUCUAAUUUGUUGUUGUUGUUUUUUUUUGUUUUGUUUUUUUGCUUUUUCACUUUUUUCACUCAUUUUCAGUCCAGUCCUUGUACCUGACUAUUUUAAGAAAAGAAUAUUUGGGGUUUUGUUGUUUUUUUAAGCACUGACCUAUGAAUUAUUCAACUAUAGAGGGAUGAAGCAGUGUUCUGUCUGCACAUAACAGACAACUUAACAAAGACCCCAUUAUAAAAUGCAUCUCCUGGGACUUUGCUACUAGCAGCCUGUCACAAAAACACAUUUGUUCCUAUUCUAUAUAUUUUUAAAAAAUGCUAACAAUAACACAGCUUGACAGACAUAAAAUUCUAUUUUUGCACCAACAAUGGGAUUCCCAAAGAACUAUUAGCCAAAAACUUGCCCCAUCUCUGCAUGGUGUGCAGCAUAUCCUCAAAAAUGUAACUUAACUGAAAAACUAUUCAGUUUUGAGAAGAAAGUUAUAAAAGUAUGCACUACUGUGGAAUCCUUUGACCUUUUCUUGACAGACAUAAAUCCUUCCAGACGUUAUAAGGAAAUGUGGACUGCAGUACAAUGGUCAGGUGGUUUUAUUACAGUAUCAUCUGCUGGUCUAAUAUAGGUCAUUUAAUGAGGGAAAAGUUCAGCAUUGAUAUGAGACAAUAGUGGUGGCGGUGGUGGGGGCAGUGACUAAAAGAGGAUUGCUCAUACUGGUGAUUUGAAACAGCGGAGUGGGCCAGUUGUCCCUUCUGGGGUUUUCCAUGUGCUGAUGACUAUGCUACUUAGCUUUCACCACUUCCACAGCCGGCUAGUAUUGAUUAUUGACUUCCGGCCAAUGACUCAGCCAGCAUGUGACUCAGUAAGGAACUUUUAAAAAGUUUGGAAACUGAAAUUUUUAGCUUUAUCUACAAUAGCCCCCUCAGCAGCAUUCAGUCAAAACAGACCAGAGUUAGAUGGGUUUUUCUUAAGUGCCCACUUACUCAAUCAAAGGCCUUUUUGAGGUCAGUCAAAGUGACUUUAUAGAUGUUCAUUUUAACAGCCGGUGCGUGCAAAGCAUUACCUCAGGGGCAACAGCUUGAAACUUCGAAAGGCUUCGCAGGCUGCGAGGGCUCCAAAAUAGAUCUGAUACUGAAAGAAAGAGAAGGUUGAAUGGCGCCGAGGACCGCUGCGGUGAGGCUGAGUGAAGUGGCUGAGAGAGGACUAGCCUGAGCAUCCGGGAGGCUUUUGUUAUUACCCCGACAUAUUACACAGUUUCCACGUUGAUCUGGCAUCGGUGGUUGGUGCCUCCUCCUCCUCUCCUCCUUGCUCCUCUUCCUCCCCUCCUUCCAUUCACCUGGCCAGCCAUCCGCCAUGUCGCAGGGUCAGAACUUCCUCCCCAAAUUCCUGUUUGUCUCCAACCUGCUCAAGGCAGUGAAGAUCCGACAGCGAGUGCCUAACGAUGUGGUGAAGCCUGCUGCCAGCGGUGGCCUCAUGCACCACCUGCGGGGUAUGCACCGGUACACGCUGGAGAUGAUCGCCAUGAACCACUUCCCCCAGGCCUUCAGGGAGGUGGUUCAGGCCGCCAUCCUGGACCGAGCCAUGCAGGCCUCAUUAGAGAAGGAGAAAAAGCUCAACUGGUGUGGGGAGUUGAAGAAGAUGGUGCCCUUACGCACCAAUGGAGAUGGGAACUGUUUGCUUCAUGCAGCCUCUCAGUACAUGCUGGGUGUUCAGGACACAGACCUGGUUCUUCGGAAAGCUCUCCAUGGUGUUUUGAAAGAAACUGACACGGGCGUCUUCAAAGCUCGCUUCCAGGCAGAGCUGCUCCAAUCUCAGGAGUUCACCCAAACUGGACUCCGAUACACCACCAUGAACUGGGAGGAUGAGUGGGAAAAGAUUGUGAAGAUGGCAUCGCCAGUCUCCAGUAGCAAUGGCCUCCAGUUUGAUUCUUUGGAGGACAUCCACAUCUUCAUCCUCUCCAACAUUCUCCGCAGACCCAUCAUCGUCAUUGCAGACCAGGUGGUCAGGAGUAUGAAAUCCGGCACCUCCAUCUCUCCUCUGAAUGUGGGUGGGAUUUAUCUGCCUCUACACUGGCAACCCACAGAGUGCUACAAAUACCCGAUAGUGCUCGGCUACGACUCCCAGCACUUUGCACCCCUCAUCACCAUCAAAGACAGUGGUCCAGAGAUCCGAGCAGUACCGCUGAUCAAUCCGAGGCGGAAUGGCUUUGAGGAACUGAAAGUUCAUUUUCUGAUGGAGAAGGAGCAGCAGCAGAAAGAGAGGCUCCUCAAAGAGUACCUGCACCUGAUAGAGAUCCCUAUCAGAUUGGGCCAUGACAUAACACAGAUUAUGAAAGCUGCAAGGCUGGAUGAGGGAAACCUUCCUGAAGACAUGAACCUGAUGGAGGACUACCUACAGCUUGUGAACCAUGAGUACCAGCGCUGGCAGGAGGACAAGGAGCAGGCAUGGGCCGCCCAGCCACAGCGUCCGCCACCCUUCUCCGUCUCCCAGCUCUCGCUUAUUGAGAUCCGCUGUGCCACACCACGAUGCACCUUCUAUGUCUCUGUGGACACGCAGCCUCAUUGCCAUGAAUGCUUUGAAAAGCGGCAGGCCACUACUGGUGGAGGAGCGAGGAUAGAAGGGGUAAUUCAGACUAAGGAAGGAGGUUUACAAGGUGGGGUAGGAGUCAUAGGGGGAUCAGAGACUGAGGUGAGCUCCAGAGGAGCCAGAAGUAGCAGCCCCCCAUGCUCUUCAUCUGGGAGAGGAGUAGUGUUAUCCAGUCCCCGCUCAGCCCCGCCCACCGCCCCCAGCCUCAGCCUAUACAGUGAAACACAUGCAAUGAAGUGCAAGACACCCGGCUGCCUCUUCACCCUAAGUGUGGAGCAUGAUGGACUUUGUGAGCGCUGCUUCAACUCCAGGCAAAACCAUGGAACCCCUGGAGUUGGAACGGCCGCUACAGGACUGCCAGGGACCAAUGGGGGGCCUGUCGUUCCCCACCCAGCCCAGGGCUCCGGCUGGAACCAGUGGGGAGGCUGUGAGACCGAGACAGAGCGAUGUAACAUGUGCAGAAAGGAGGCGUUUAGGAUAUUCAAUGGCUUGUGUCCACCCUGCAUGCAGAGACAGCAGGCUCCAGAAAGGGGAGAGCCACAACAGAUCAAUCCCAGGACUGAAGCCUCAUCUUCAGCUUGGACCCAGGCCAGGGACACUGAGCGGCCAUGCCUCACUCUAACUCCAGGGCACACCUCAGCUUGGCAGGGCCCUGUGGCCCGACCUUGUAAAAGAUCUGGCUGCCAGUUCUUUGGGACACCUGAAAAACUGGGUUUCUGCACUAUUUGCUACGUAGACUAUCAGACAAAUCACCACCUGACUCCUCCUCCUGCCCCGGCCCAGAGUCGGCAUGGUUUGGAGACAGGCUUCCAGAAUGCCUCACGAUGUCGUGGGCCUGGGUGUGGUGCAGUUGGCAAGGUGAUGCUGGAGGGCUACUGUGAUAAGUGCUACGUAAAAGAGCAAAGUGCAAGACUUAACCAAGUCGCAAAUCGCACGUCCCCUCCUCUGCGUGAACGAGCAGCAAAACCCAGAUCUUCGCAGCAAUCCCAGACCCAGACUCAGUGCCGGCGGAGUGGCUGCAGUAAUGUGUCCCCGGGUUGCACAGACCUCUGCCCAGAGUGCCACACGCGUGGUCAGGGCAGAGAGCCAGGAAGACGGGCGCAGGCGCCCAAAGAAAAGUCGAAGCAGCGGUGCCGGACACAAGGCUGUGACCACUACGCCAACCAAGAGAAACAGGGCUACUGCAACGAGUGUGACCACUUCAAACAGAUUUACCGCGGCUGACCACAUUUAGCGCCCAUGCACACGACAGCGAUGAUGACACAUCGCUAGCACGCUAGAGCCGCCGCCCUGCUGUGGGCUCUCCAUGCCAGUCAAUGCACCUCUGAUACUAACUAACCAACUAACUAACUUGCUAGUGACUAACUAGUUACCUUAUGGCCUGAAAAUCAAACCCCCCAUGUAGAAUGUGAAGAGAGAGUGUGUGUAUGUGGGGGUGGUGGUGAGUGUGUGUGUUUUCGCAGUAGACAUGGCCUCCAGAAUACCUCUUUGUGCAAUUAUUAUCAUCUGACAUGCCCUGCGCACUUACACGGUGAGAGGUUUGGCUACAUGUCAGAGCAACUGAAUUAACUCUUGUGUACAAUAUGUAUUUAGAGGUACGUAGUGAAUCGUGCCGGACAAAAUGAUUGUAUGUCGACAUAACAAGAAGCAUCUGACAUUGCUUUCUAGACCACAGCCAAGGAUUUAUACCCCCCGUCUGUCUGUCUGUCUGUCUUAACCCAUCUGUGUAUCUGUCUGCCUGUCUGUCUAGCAUUUGCUCUGAAGAAAGAGAGAUGCAGUAGUUGGGCAUGCCCAACAGCAAAUCUCUGUGAAAAUAGUCAGCAGAAGUGUGCAAAACUGGGCCAAAGGAAAGCAAGCAAAGUGCUUGAAAUUAAGUUAAAUGGCAUUCACCACUGUUUUGCUUAAAUCUCCUAAAUCACUCAUCUAUGUCCUCACAACCCAGACAAAGAUUUUUUUUUCAAAAAGAUUCUCUUGCAGUCAAUAUUGUAAAAAUGGUCAAAGAUUGAUUUUCUUCCAUUAGCCAGACAAUAGCAGGGUUAGUUUAUAUUUUGAGGCUAAUUAACCUUAUUACUGUUACAUAUCUGAUGUAAAUUGCUUGAUAUGGAAAGUAAAAAAAACAAACAAAUUAUAAACUGUGCAGGACAGACAGGGCAGGCCCCUGUUAGUUUUGGUGCUACAUGUACAGAAAUACAAGCCUCUCCAUUGUAGCCAACAUGCUGGUGGUUUCAGCGGACAGAAGGCAGAGAUCACAGUAGAGACAGGACUCACUCUCUUUCAAAACCUCCUUUCCUUCCUCUUAUUUCCCUUUUUCUCCAAAACAAAUCUGUUGCCUUGGACGUUGUUUUCCUGUUUACUUACCACUUAAGCACCUAGAAACGCAUAGACACAUGCGCACACAUAUCUACACAAUGUAUACACCAACAUAAUAUCGUCAGUCCUGUUAAAAGGGGAUUGGCAACUGUGAGGAGAACUGAGACUACAAGGACAGGCGAAGUCUUGAUAAUUAUCCACCCUACUACCGUAUACACACGCACACAUGCAAACACAGCUUUGUGAGAUUGUAUGUCCCCGCCCCAGCCUGAGGUAAUGUGUAGGUAAAUGAGCCUGUAAAGAUGCAUUCCUCUCUGCUUCACCCUCCUGGAUGUGCCAAGGCAUCACUUUCAAAACUUCAGAGAGCAAUCCUGUUGCCUGCUUUGGCUAAUCUUGUCUAUCUGAAUGUGUUUGUGCUGCUUGUACAGCAGCACAGUAUUGGGGCUGAUCCUCGAUAAGUUUUGCCUUUACAUAGUGAUUGAAAUUUUAUGGACCAGAGGGGCCUGAUCAGUGAUUAUGGAUCAGUGCUCCCACUUAUAAAAAAUGCUUUUGUGAACAUGGAUCUUAGUCCAUACCGUAGGACCUUCCAACCCGAUGCCUCAUCUUCAAUACACACACACACACAUACACACAUACAGAUAAAACGUACGCGUGUGUGCGUCUGGAGUACACAAAAAACUGACAUUCCUCCUCUUUUUUUUCUUUUCUUUUUUUUGAAUUUCAAAUGUAUUUUGAUAUAUUUGUUUUUUUUCUGCCAAAAGAGGAAAAAACAAAAACAAAAAAACGUGCCAUCAAUUGCCAAACAGUUGUUGUUACCUCCUUAAAAACGGCCAGCCUGGACCAUUCUAAACUAACCAGAGUGCCACAGAUUGACAUCUCCUGUUCUGCGCAACCACCGACUUCAGCUAAUCCAGAUCUCUCAUGCUGAAAACCCCCUCAUGUACACCAUCUUUCCGUGAACUUAUCUUUUAUUCAGAUACGAAGAAAUGUCUGUCUGUAAAGAUAAGCUCAAACAUGAAACAUUUAUCAGACUCAAAUUUGGUAAUAACUGGAACUUCUUUCCCCUCUUACUUUAGCUGUAGGCAGAUAUCCAUCUGUGGCUCUAGUUAGAAAAGCAUAGACAACCAGGCUCUUGGUCUGCCUUUUCAUUCAACUGUAUCUAAAGCUGUCAGGCCAGCUCACGUGUUGACGGCCUGGACGUAGAUCUCUGUGUGCUUUAAUCACCUCUAGACAAACCUUAAUCACUUCAAGGCCAAUUAGUGCUCAGCUCAUCAUAACCUCUUAACAAGGGGCUCUGACUGAGUUUGACUGGGAGGAGAUCACAUAAGUUGCACAUGACUUGUCUAAGCUGCUGAGGCAUUUAGGAAUGGUACUCCGACCUGUGUAGGGACAUUCCAACAGUAGGAAGAGCAUCGACUUAAGAGCAGAAGGUGUAACAAAACAUGCAAAUGGUGUGGAAGUUUCUUUGUGUGACUUUUUGACAAUAGGGUAUUGUAUGAAAAAAGCCUGGUUUUAUUUGUUAAGUAUUUAUUCAUAUCAAAAUAUCUGUAUUGUGUGAUUCAAUAAUUAUUUAUAUGUCGUCCUGAAAUGAAUUAUUUUUAUUAAGAAAUCUGAAA